This is a messenger RNA of Penicillium verhagenii, 1710 nucleotides long. RefSeq lists its product as uncharacterized. The transcript has 2 exons. The record is from RefSeq and is a predicted model, not a curated record. The coding region runs from base 1 to 1710 and encodes 569 amino acids. Lineage: Eukaryota; Fungi; Ascomycota; Eurotiomycetes; Eurotiales; Aspergillaceae.
AUGUUUGUGCCUGACCGCCCCUCCCUACGGACCCUACCUAUCGACUCGACCUCCCUUGAAGAUCCUGGCAAUGCCUUGGCCGUGAUCUCUCACUUUGAGAUCUCCGAUGCAAUGUCUUCUUGGGGAACACUGAUUAACUCUGAUAAAAGUCCAGCGCCGUUGCUGGAACAGCUAUGUUUGGGCAUCGCGCAGUUGAUGCCUUCCUUUGAUUCAAACGGUACCCUCGAUCUGACGCCCGGUCGUAUCGCGAGCUUCUACCGUAAAGUUGGGGGCAACUACGACUCUUUGUUUCUAGACACCACACCCUCGGCGCUUUCGUUCAUUUACCAGUCGCUUGGCUGUUUUCAUACCCUCCAACCUUCCAACAAUCCAUACGAACCACCCUCGAUUCCGUCGUUACAACCAGCUGGGUUCGUAAGAUGGCAGACAAUCCAGUUGUUGAUGGAACCGGAUGAGCACUGGCAGUACUUGCAAAAUGCGGUGAGCAUGUGGGAUAUCCCCGACGCGACAGGGGAGUUAUUCCCAAAGGAGAUCCCACGCGAUGCAUUUCCUUCUGAGCCAGACUCAGAGAUGUUGGCGUGGCACGAAGGGGUCAGCCGAAAACUCGAGCGCGACUACAUGAAGCGAAAGACAUCGCAUACUCCAUCCCCGGAUUUUGGGGGGUAUCACUAUCGCUUUAGCGGAAAAGACCCAUUGCCCGAUGAAGAGGAAUACUUUUCGCCCCCACCACGACAAUCCACACCACGACAAUCCACACCACGACAAUCCGCACCGCGACAAUCAACUCCGCGGCAGCAAAGCUACCAUGAGGCGGAUAGGCCUAGUGGACGGCGCCAACAUCACCGACGCCUCAGCGCUGAAUAUCCCGCAUUCAAUGCCCGCAGACCCGAGCCUACUUUCCCCUCACGGCCAGAUGGAGGCCGAUCUGGUGUUUCCUCCCCUCGAGGUCCAUCUCCAUCUGCGCAUAUGGAUCAUCCUCAUCGCCGCUCGAGAAAUCAUGGGCAACCACCCUGGAAUUCUCACCAAUUCAUGUCGGGAAUGAACGACACGCAAGAUUCAGAACAUGUCCCCGAGGAAGGACGGGCGAAUGAACCCGAGCCCGAGCCCCAAUACAGACGGCGGACUAAUCGUAAUCUAUCCCCGCCUCACUCCCAUUCACGAACACGCCGUCAUUCCCACGACGCAUAUGCACGAAAGCCAGUCCGCGACCUCUCGCCCUCCGCACCGCGAAGAACCUAUCGGGGAUACGAGCACGAUAUCCCCGCGCCCAUGCCCAAGCCAAGAAAAUCAAACUCAGCCGGGACACCCAGAUCCCUCCACCGUGAUGACCGUUCUCGUUCCAGGUCCUCGGGUGUCAAAUUCAAAGAAUUUGCAUUUGACUUUCCUCAACAAGCUCCCGCGCCAGCUUCUGACCCAUCGAUGUUUAUGCCACCACCACCACGAUCAGCCCACCGCCACCGAUACAACCUAGAUCCAUAUGCCGAAGAGUUUAGACGAGGUAGCUACGGGGGCGGUAGUACCCCAGGCAGCCGCCCCGGAAGUGGUGAGAGUGGUUCCGAUCGACCGCGUUCGUACAGUACUGCUGGCUUUCCACCUCCUCGAUCAUCUCGAUGGACCAGCCCUUCACGAGGACCGGGUAAACGAUAUGUGACGGGUCUUGCCGAAGACGUCGAAUAUUAUUCUCCCCGGAGAGGUCCACCGUACAAGUGA